AUGGCAGACCCCCCUGGCUGCUGCCACCCCUGUGCCACCUGCCUGCUCUGCCUCUACAGCUGCCAGUGGAUCUCCACCAACAAGAAGAGGAAGGGCAUGAGAACCACCAAGUGCGACUGCAGCUGGUUCCUUUUCCUCUUCUUUGUCUUCCUCUUCACACUGGCUUGGCUCUACUUCGCCAUCAUCAUCCUCAAUGAUUUCCACAACUUCAACGAGUUCAUCUUCAGGCAGAGGAAGCUGUGGCUAGACUGGUCCCUGGUCCUGCUCAUAGCUACUGCUGUGCUGAUCACCUACUCAGCCGUGCUGCUGGUCCUUGCUUUGUGCUUGCAGCUCUGUGGCCAGCCUUUGAAGCUACACUGGAUGCACAAGAUCCUGCUGAUCUUAACUGCCCUGGUGGUGGCUGCAGCCUUCACAGGGCUGGGAAUAAAGUGGGCGGAGGAGUGGAGAAGUGCACAUAUCUCCCUGCAGGCAACAGGUCCCUUCCUGCACAUUGGAAUCGUGGGGGGAAUGACACUCCUUGCCUGGCCCCUGGCCAGCUUCAUCUACCGCACCAACAACACAGGUCUCAGGGUGUUUCUGCUGCUUGUGUACUGCACAGUGAUGAUUGCACUGUAUCUGGCUCCCCUGGGAAUCACCUCCCCUUGCAUCAUGGAGGCAAACCAGCUGCCCCCCAAACCAGCCCUGGUUGGCCACCGAGGAGCACCCAUGCUGGCGCCCGAAAACACCCUCAUGUCGCUGCACAAGGCUGUGGACUGUGAUGUGCAAGUCUUUGAGACAGACGUCAUGGUGAGUGCUGAUGGAGUCCCAUUCCUCAUGCAUGAUGAGGAACUCACCAGGACCACCAACGUGCAGGCUGUGUUCCCUGAGAGGGCUGCCAUGAACAGUACCACCUUCAACUGGACAGACCUCCAGCAGCUGGAUGCUGGCAGCUGGUUCCUGGAGCGGAGGCCAUUUUCCACUGUGCAGAGUCUUUCUGCUGGCGAUCACUACCAGGCAACAAAACAGAGGAUCCCCUCCCUGGAACAGGCACUAGAAGUAGCAAAGCAGAGCAAUGUCUCCAUAAUGUUCGACCUGAGGCCUGAGAACCACAGUGACUACCAGAGUUUCAUCAAUGCCACCCUGGAAGUGAUCUUACAUUCAGGCAUUCCACUACAGCAGGUCCUGUGGCUGCCAGAUGGGUUCAGGGAACAGGUCAAACAACAAGCCCCAGGUGUUAAGCAAGUUUAUGGCCGGAAGAGACUCAAAAAUGAGAAGGAGCCACUGCUGCACGUCAACCUGCCCUACCAGGACAUGAGCUCUGAGGAGAUCAGGCAGUACCGCCGGGACAACAUCUCUGUGAACCUCUACGUGGUAAACCAGCCCUGGCUCUUCUCGGUGCUCUGGUGCUCUGGGGUGAGCUCUGUCACCACCAACGCCUGCCAGGUGCUGAAGGAGAUGAAACACCCCAUCUGGCUGUUUCCCAGCAGCACAUAUCUCAUGAUCUGGAUUGCUGUAGACUGCACUUCUUUCCUUGCCAUCCUCUGGGCCUUCCUCUUGAUGAAGAAAUGCUCCCAGAGAAGACGAGCAGUGGAGUCCGAGACAGACGUGCUGCUCACAAAGAUCAACAGCUUGAUGCAAGAGUGA
Merops nubicus (carmine bee-eater) is the source of this 1623-nucleotide messenger RNA. It is a transcript of the gene GDPD2, whose product is annotated as glycerophosphodiester phosphodiesterase domain containing 2. Gene Ontology annotation, cellular component: membrane. The transcript is spliced from 15 exons. Lineage: Eukaryota; Metazoa; Chordata; Aves; Coraciiformes; Meropidae. Gene Ontology annotation, molecular function: glycerophosphodiester phosphodiesterase activity. Bases 1 to 1623 code for a protein of 540 amino acids. The record is from RefSeq and is a predicted model, not a curated record. Gene Ontology annotation, biological process: lipid metabolic process.